AUGGCUAAUUCCAAUGAGUCCUCGACUUACGUGACGAGAUCAGGAAGAACAUCACACAAAAUCGUUACUAAUUUGUUUGGUACGAGUACGAGGUCACGAAACAACAACAUGAAUGUCAUUCCUGACGAUCCGAGAAAUGAGGCGAGACGUCAUCAGGCGGAUCUAGAGAGGCAAGAAGCUGAAAUACGGCGACUCACUCAACAAUUGAAUGAGCAAACGAAUAAUGGCAACAAACUUCAGGAAGAAUUACAACAAUCAAGAGAACAACUACGCCAAGUUCAAGAAAGUGUUCAACCUCAACAAAAUAAUAUCCAGAUAUAAUUCUGGGAAAUGAUUUCAACUUGAAAUUUGGUAUGAUCAUAGAUUAUUGGAAGACUCAAUUGAGAUUGAAAGAUGAAGUGAUCCCUACUCAUUUGGUUUUGUUUGAGAGAGGAGAUUUAGAAAGAUUAAUAAUAAGAAAUAAAGAAAAAGUAACUUGUAUUCAUAUAAUUAAAAAUGAAAAUAUUAAAAUUGAUAAUAUAUGCGAAACGCAAAAUAAUGAACUGAAUGAUU
Molecule: messenger RNA, 552 nt
Organism: Phymastichus coffea
Lineage: Eukaryota; Metazoa; Arthropoda; Insecta; Hymenoptera; Eulophidae
Exons: 2
Coding region: 1-321 (106 amino acids)
Source: RefSeq, a predicted model, not a curated record